AUGGCUUUCUCAGGAACCUACGAGCUACAGUCCCAUGAGAACUUUGAGAGUUUCAUGAAAGCGAUUGGGAUUCCUGAUGAUGCAAUCCAGAAAUGUAAAGAUUUGAAGACUAUCACAGAAAUUGUCCAGAAUGGAAAUCAUUUUGUGAUCACAAUGACCACAGGGCCCAGUGUCCUACGCAAUGAGUUCACAGUUGGUGAGGAGGCUGAGCUGGAGUCAGUGACUGGAAAAAUGAAGUCUGUCGUUAAUUUUGUGGACGGCAAAUUGGUUGUGCAGCUUCAGGACAUCCAGUCUGUCACUGAACUCUCCGGAGAGCUUCUCAUCUGUACUCUGACCUGCAAAGGAAAUGUCUACAAGACAGUCAACAAGAAACGUCCCUGGAACAGCAAGCUUCCAUUGGUGUAA
Messenger RNA from Nanorana parkeri, 405 nucleotides. Its product is annotated as fatty acid-binding protein 1, liver-like. Gene Ontology annotation, biological process: fatty acid transport. NCBI's taxonomy places the organism in Eukaryota, Metazoa, Chordata, Amphibia, Anura, Dicroglossidae. Gene Ontology annotation, molecular function: fatty acid binding. Gene Ontology annotation, cellular component: cytosol; nucleus. The record is from RefSeq and is a predicted model, not a curated record. Bases 1 to 405 code for a protein of 134 amino acids. The transcript has 4 exons.